Mizuhopecten yessoensis (Yesso scallop) is the source of this 1317-nucleotide messenger RNA. RefSeq lists its product as uncharacterized. Gene Ontology annotation, molecular function: zinc ion binding. The transcript has a single exon. NCBI's taxonomy places the organism in Eukaryota, Metazoa, Mollusca, Bivalvia, Pectinida, Pectinidae. The record is from RefSeq and is a predicted model, not a curated record. Bases 1 to 1317 code for a protein of 438 amino acids.
AUGACAUCGAAAUGUGCCUCCCAUCCUGCUAAUCUGGCAACAAUUUUGUGUGAAACCUGCAAGAGGAAAAUAUGUUUGGAGUGUAGCAGCCAUGAAAAGCAUACACAAAUACAAAUGAAGGAAGUUGAUAAAGCUAUAGGUGAGUUAGCUUCCGAACAAUAUUAUGUCAUUAAUGCUAUCAAAUCACUGGAAAAGACAGCAAAGACAAGGAUGGAUAAUGUUAUUCAAGAGGUGCAAAAGACCGGUAACGAAAUGGUUCAGAAGAUUGCGAAUUAUCGUCAAAAUGAGACAGAAACAACGAAAUUAAUAGAUGACAUUUUGAAGGGAACAAGUGGUUCGAUCGAAGAAAAAUACCUGAAAGCAAAGGAGCUGAAAUCAUCUAAAAGUCAAUAUACGCGCUCCAAGCGUCUAGAGUUUAUCCAGUCAGAGUAUUACAUGCACAGUAUACCUAAAGUAAUUGGUCGCUUAGAAUGGGUAACUGAAGAUCAAGAACUUGCCGAGCUUUGUUCCUUCAAUACUUCAAAAAAAAAUUUUAUCAGGUCGAUCUGGCCCGUCGACUCAUCGAAGGCAUGGAUACUGCAUUACGACGGCGAAGCAAUACAUCUCAUAGAUUACAACGGUCAAAUCCUUGAAUCACGGAAUAUGGGGGAGCGCGUUGAUGACUUCUGCUUAUCUCCCGUCGGUGAUGUACUAUACACAACAUGGAAUGGCUGUGAGCUAAAGAAAUUACCAAAGGGCGAAGAGUCGUUAUCUCUGCACAAAUUCGAUCCAGCUUACACCACAAGAGGCCUUUGCUUCAAAGGUGAAGAUGUCAUAGUGUGCCUGUGUUCGAAAAGCCAAUCGAAACCGACUAGGUUGGCGAAGAUGUCUAUUUCAAAUAGAACAGCUAAAGAACUUGAAUGCACUGCGCAAAGCGGCUUCUUCGAACCUGGUCGUGUGAGCUGUACUCUGGGUGGUGUCAUGGCUGUCAUCGACUGGAAGGAUACUGGUCGAUUCGUAAACGUAAUUGACAGGGACGGAAACAGUAUAUCAACUUGGAAGGGGGAAAUGAAGUCAGAAUCGAACAUUUCUCCAUUUGCACCAUUUGAUGUAUCCUUCUGUAACAUCAACAACGAAAAACGAUUUCUCGUUACACUCACGGGGUCUGGUUGGAACAAGGUUUGUUCCGUAGAUGUGAGUGGCAAAAAUGCAAAGUGCAUCUACACUGCAGAAGAAAGAUCUUGUAAUGGCGCAAUAGCAACAGAUCCGGAUGGCCACAUUUGGAUUGGUGACGAAAAAGGUAGAAUUCACAUCAUGGCGGUUUUAGCAAAGGCAUAA